GCGCCUUCCCCCAAAUUCACGACUUCGGCAUCAUCGCAUCAUUGCCUUGCAUCGGAAGGAUUUCUGCCGAACUCCUAAUGGGGAUUCUCUUCACUGAGCAGUGCGGGACAUCGCGCAGGCCACUGUGUCCCUGCUGCUCUCAGAGAUCUCUACACAGCCUAGGUAUUCGAUACGACAGAUACUCCCCCCGUGGGUUGCGAUAAACCGUGGGCAUUGUGAGGAUCCAACGUUCUGCUGGGCGCAAUGUCUGAAAAAGUACAAGGGGCAUUAGAUAUUGAGCAAGGCUCCCCUCGAACCCAAGAUGAAGAGCUAUACCAAGCAACAAAAGAGGCUGCACACAGGGAAGAAUCCGACUCGGUGCAUUCCGAAGCAGACAGAGAUGCGGGCAGCAUCCGCAGCAUAGGCGGCCAGACGAACGCUCUGUCACCCAAGCGAUUAGUGAUUGCUAUCCCGGCUCUGUCUGUUGCACUUUUCGUGUCAUUCAUCGACAGCACAAGUGUGUCUACGUCAAUCCCGGCAAUAUCAGCUGCCCUCAACACGGGAACGGCAACAUCCUGGAUUGGGAGUUCCUUCUUGGUUUCAUCGACCGCAUUCCAGCUCAUCAAUGGGCGACUUUCCGACAUUUUUGGAAGAAAGAAUUGCCUUUUGCUAUGCUUAGCUCUGCUGGCGAUAGGAGAUUUUGGCUGCGGUUUUUCACGCAGUCAAGGGAUGCUCUUCACGUUUCGCUCUAUAGCCGGUAUUGGGGGCGGUGGCAUCAACAGUCUCGCCAUGAUCAUCGUCUCCGAUAUCGUGACUAUUGAAGAUCGUGGCAAAUAUCAAGGCAUUUUUGGAGCCGUUAUCGCUCUAGCAAAUGGUACUGGACCAUUUGUCGGUGGUGCUUUGGUCGAUUCUGUGUCCUGGCACUGGGUCUUCUGGAUAGUGCCAAUGCUGGCUGUACCAGCCGCGCUUCUCAUAUUCUUCUUUCUACCUUUAAAGUACGAAAGAGCGAACUACAAGGAAAAAGUCAAGAAAAUCGACUACGGCGGUAUCUUCCUCAAUCUUGCCGCUGUCCUCCUCAUUCUUAUUCCACUGUCCGGCGGAGGCGUCCAGUACCCAUGGGACUCACCACUUGUCAUCGCAAUGCUUGUUGUAGGCGGGUGCACUGCUGUAGCCUUCGUACUGUACGAAUGGAAGAUUGCAGAGAUCCCUAUCAUGCCGGUUCGACUCGUCAAAUAUCCGUACUGCUGGUCGCUUUAUGCACAAAACUUCUUCACGGGCAUGUGCUUCUUUGGCAACUUCUUCUACCUACCCAUAUACUUCCAAUCCGUCCUAGGACUAUCAGCUUUGGUAUCGGGCGCGCUCCUUCUCCCACUUAUCUUGGCAACUUCCUUCACUGGAAUCGUCAGUGGCCAGAUCAUGUCAAGACGUGGACGCUAUCGGUGGAUCUGUGUGUCAGGGUUCGUCCUUUGGACACUGGGCACAGGUCUCAAAUGUGCCUUCAACCGCUCCACCAAGAUAUGGCAUAUUGUUCUUGUGCUUGUAGUCGAGGGAAUGGGCAUCGGCAACAUCCUGCAAUCAACACUCGUUGCCAUUCUCGCAAAUGGGAGCAACUCGGAUCGUGCUGUUGCCACUGGACUUCGCAAUUUCAUACGCACCAUCGGCGGCGCAUUCGGCCUAAUCAUUUCUGGAGCCAUUCUCGCCAAUAUAUUAGACACGCGGUUGUCACACCUUCCGUUCAUGACGCCAGAGAUUCUUCAGAAUCUCACUUCGUCGACUUACUCCUUGGACAAAUUAGGAUUUGAGAGGGAAGAGAUGGACCUUGUACUUGAUACCUACGUUGUUGGUAUCCGAUACAUAUACAUUCUAUAUGCCGCUUCUGCAGCGACAAAUCUGGUUUUGUGUGCUUGGAUUGGAAACACGAGCCUGAAGGUAAAGCCGACGACGACGGACAAAGUCGAAGUGCGCAAUGAGAGGGCACCUUCUUCUGUUGAGGAAGUGCUAGAAACAUCGAAGGAAGAAAAAGCAAAUGGCGAUUAAAAGAGCGAACAUUCUACGAAAGGAAUAGUUUGGAGUAGGCUCCCAUUUUGGUGGUAUGUGAGGACAGUUAAAACAUCAUUAUCUGGUGACCACAGCGUACUCGUUGUGUUUGAUUGCGCGCAAUUGGCUGAAACGGUAUUUUACUACUCGAGGG
Molecule: messenger RNA, 2170 nt
Organism: Paraphaeosphaeria sporulosa
Lineage: Eukaryota; Fungi; Ascomycota; Dothideomycetes; Pleosporales; Didymosphaeriaceae
Product: MFS general substrate transporter
Exons: 2
Coding region: 244-2016 (590 amino acids)
Biological process (GO): transmembrane transport
Molecular function (GO): transmembrane transporter activity
Source: RefSeq, a predicted model, not a curated record